Molecule: messenger RNA, 16044 nt
Organism: Pelobates cultripes (western spadefoot toad)
Lineage: Eukaryota; Metazoa; Chordata; Amphibia; Anura; Pelobatidae
Source: the annotation of a GenBank genome assembly
UGUGAGUAGGCGGCCCGGUUAUGUCAUGUUAUCACCACCCACUCACAUGCCCCUAUAUAUUGCUGCACUGAGCCUAUAGAGUUACUACUUUCUGUGAUCAGGGAUUCUCUGUGUUCUGCAUUCGACAGCAACAGCUUUAACAACAAGAUGGUGAAACAAAUCCAUUCAUUGGUAAGAGAAUGUGUGCCACACCGGGUUCCAGUUAGGUCAUUCCAGCGGUGUGUGUGUGUAUUACAGGGUGUUCGUUUCUGAUGACAGGUUUACGGUUGUGCGUUUCCUGGUUCUGUCUUGUUUUUACAUGAAUGGAAGCUUGUGUCUUUCAUGGCUGUCUUAAAAAAAAAAAAAAUAGAUAAUAAUUUCAUGUAUAAUAUGUGGAAUUGGAAAAAUUCUCAGUCUGCUAUCCUUUCAUUUUGGCUUUACAUUUUGAAAUUCGCUUUGAAUUUUCACUUUAGUGACUAACCCUGUAUAUGUGAUCAUACAAGUCUAAAGUAUGAAUUGUGGGCUGUAGGAUAUUCUGGCCUGAAAUUUGAGAUUCACCCAAAGUUCCUAACAGUUCAUACUUUAAACCCUUUAGUACGUCAGGCAAGCUUUGCUGUCCUGAAAGGUUGGGCUUCAAAGUUCAAGGAAUGAAUAGAUAAAAAAAUAUAUGUUGAAUGAUCAGCUGUCUGAUAUGUUGAUAUCAAAAUAUACAUAUAUUUUGUUGAUAUUUUGAUAUCAACAUAUCAGACAGCUGAUCAUUCAACAUAAUAUAUGUAUAUUUUUAUAUCAAUAUAUCAGACAGCUGAUCAUUCAACAUAUAUUUAUUUAUCUAUUCAUUUUAUAUAACUAAGUUAUUCUAUUAAUUAUAAUUUGAAGAACCUGCCAACACAGGCAGAAAGCCCAGAUAAUUUAAUUUGCAAGCCCUAUAUUUUAGCCUGAAACUUUUCAAAAUACCAUAAAACCUGUACAUUAGGGUGUACUGUUGUACUUGGGAGACUUUUCUAAAUACAAAUACAAAUGUAUUAAAACAGUAAAAUGUAAAGGAAGUUUUUUGUGUUUUUGCCAAUAAUAUACCGCAUGUGUCCACACUAUCAUUCUUUGAAGUUCUGCCUGUGUAUAACAUUCAGACUGAUAGUCAGAUGCAGACUUUAACUUUAGUGAAUGAUGUAAGGAACAAGGAUUUAGCUUUGUUUCUCAUGGUAGCUCUAUUUGGAGUGGAAAUGAACUGUACAAACAUCAAUCUAAUUUGCCAUGAAAACAAGGACAGAAAGUGCCUGUAGCAAGUGUAAAAAAAAUUAUCUUAGAGUCAUGUCUACAAAUGCUCGCAGUUUAGGGAAUAAGACCCAUGAACUUGUGGCAAUAAUGGCAACUGAUAAUGUAGAUUUAGUCACUGUUAAUGAGACAUGGUAUAAUGAGAAAAAUGACUGGGACAUAGCAAUACCAGGGUAUUUUAUUUUUUAUAUAGAAAAGACAGGGAAGGCAAAAUGGGGAGGGGUGGCCCUGUAUGUGAAGGAUAUCAUGAAAUCUAACCUAAUAAAAGUUAGUGAGACUAACAGAGUCAGUUUGGGUUAGGUUAGAAUUUGGUAAUCGCACAGUAAUUUGGUAACUCUCCAAAACACCAUAAACCCUGGACAUGGGAAGUCUUGUUGUACUUGUGCGACAUCGCCGAACACAAAUAUGAGUGUUUUAGAGCAGUAAAAUGGAUAAUGCUGAUGAUAUCAUUGGUGAAAAAUGCAAAAAAAAUAAACUAAUAUGAAAUCUAAUUUUGGCCAGGGUUUGUGACUAAGUGGCUACUAAAAAAGACUAGAAAUACUCAAUUAUGAAUAUCCUGGGUUGUCUACUUUUACAAAUGGUAUGCCAUGAUGGGGUCAAUUUUCAUUCCUAGGCUGCCAUAUAGUUUCCCCCUGGAAGGAUAAGGAAGGGGGAGCAUGACUGCUGCCCAAGAUUGGGGGCUGGGUUAAAAUGGAUACAUUUGUGGUUCUUAAGGAAAGGGAGAGGGAGGGGACUUACCAGUCAGCAGGUUCAUUGAGGGAUCUUGGCUGUUUUCCCACCCUCCCACCCUGUUUCUGGGUUGUGGCUUGUGUCUUGUUUUCUUGUUUUGUGUUGUCACAGCUUGGCGGGUUUCCCUGGACAGCGCAGAAGAAAAAAGGAGCUUUGGGGAGACGACAGCCUGCACAGAGCUGAUGGCGAGGAGCCGGCUGUCGAGGCUCAUGGUAUAGAAGUUGGGAGAACUGCCUGUUGGGAAACACCCAACAGCUGGCAGAGUUGGACUAAGUUAAAAAUUAUUAUGUUAAAUAAAGCUGUGGCCGUUGCCCUUAUCCACAAGAAGAAUGUGUCACGUGUAUUAUUUGGGGGGCAACGGGUUUAUUGUUGGGGGACUGGUUGGGUCAGCAGUCAUGUCUCAAAGGCAAUAUAGGACCAUCAAAUCAAUCUGCAUAUUUCAAUGUGCAAAAAUGGAAAAGGGGAAAGCCCUAAAUUUGACCCUAUAAGUUUCCAAAACUCCAUAAAACCUGAACAUGGGGGGUACUGUUUUAUUUGGGAGAUAUUGCUGAAUACAAAUAUGUGCAUUUUAUUGCAGGAAAAACUAGCAGUAUUAUUACAUUCACAGUUAAAAUGUCAUGCAGAACUUGUUCUUCACGCUUUUUUAGAUUGUAUUCAUAUUAAAUUAUGUUUCAUAUAUACAAGUAUUUCAUGUGAAAUGAAAGCCCUGUUUCUCCUUAAAUGUUAUAUAAUAAGUGUGAGUACACUUAAAGGCACACUGUAGGCACCCAGAUCACUUCAGCUAAUUAAAGUGGUCUGGGAGCUGGAACCCUUUUGCACGUCGUGCUGCAAUGUUUACAUUGUAGCUUUAAGUCUGCCCUCAGUGGCUGUCUAACAGACAGCCACUAAAAGGCUUUUGGAAUCCAAACAGACUUUUGGUCUGUUAUCUGAUGCUGGACGUCCUCACGGACCUCCAGCAUCAGAUUUUCUCCAUAGGAAAGUAUUGAAUAAUGCUUUCCUAUGGGGAGGUCUAAUGCGCGUGUGGCCAUUGUCGCGCAUGUGCAUUAGUACUUCAGUCUUCAAAAGUCUUCCUCCAAGUUUACCAUCGAAAAAUACACAGGACACCACCUCUUGUUUACUUCAAACAGAAAUUGGUACCACCCUAAAAUUGAAAUGUACAGCUAGCUGUUUCCGACUUAUGCAUGGUGCCAGGGCUUUCAUAGACUUGUACAAGCUCAUCGUAUUCUAUUUACUUUUAUUCUUGCUUACUUGUUUAUUGGUUUAAAAGGAAAAAGUGAUAACACCUCCACUUCAUGUGCCAGCAGGCUUUCUUUUCUCAGUUACAAAAUUCUGCUGGCUGUUGGGCAUGCGUUCAUGUGGUAGGGUAUGUUUUUUUAUUAGUUUUUAGGGGAGGACCCUAUGUCCCUCAUUUAAUUAAAUAGCCCCCACUAGCGGGGCACGAGUGGGGGUCGGCUGGCGGACACUAUGUCCCCCCCGCUUGUUAAUAGUUGUAGAGCCAUGGGGCCAUUUAUGAGAAGGGUUUACUGUUCACUGUUUUCUAGACAUGCCCCUACACAUAGCAGAGUGAGUAGGGGCAGAUUAACCCCUUAAAGCCAUUUACGGCGUUCUAUGCCGUCCCGCAUUAAAUGGGCUUUAAAGCCGUUGCGGCAGCAUAGAACGCCGUAACGGCUUGCAGCCCCAGGAGCUCGGAGGUACUUACCUCCGCCGCAAUCCUCUUCGGGAGGACUGCCUGACAGCCCAGGCAACCCUCCCUGGCAAAUGAGGCCCCCGGGGGCCAUGUGAUCGCUCUCAAAGAGCGAUCACAUGGCCCCCUAUAGCUGGCUGUGGAUCUGCCAGCAGUGCGACUGUCUGAGAUGUCGGACAGUCCCCCUGCUGGUGGGAAGUGUAAACAAAAAUGAUUAAACAUGUUUUAAAAUAAAUGAAAUGUAUUUAUAUAUAAAUAUAAUAUAUAUAUUAUAAAUAUAUAUACAUCUUAUAUAAAUGUAACGUCAUACGUAAUGUAUUUUAAUAUUAAUAUAUGUACAUAUAUUAUUAUUAAAAUACACUUAGAAUGAUGUUACAUAUAUAUACGAUAUAUAUUAUAUAUAUAUAAUACAUCUAUAUAUAUUUUAUUUUUAUAUAUACACUUAUAAUUACAAUAAUAAAUAAAUUAAAUGAUAAAAUAAAUAAAUAAUUUUUUAAAAAAUUAAAUAAAUUAUAUAUACAAAUGUAAUUUCAUUCUAACUGUAUUUUGUUAUUAAUAUAUAUAUUGGUAACAAAAUACAUUUAGAAUGACAUUCUAUAUCUGUCUAUAUAUAAAAUACAAACAACCGCAAAUAUAUAUAUAUACAGAUAAAUAUAUAUAAUUACAUAAAUAACUACAUAAGUCUACACGUAGACUUUAAAUACAUAUAUGUAUACAUAUUAAAAUUCUACCUGUAUAUUUAAGUAAUAUUUUAACAUAAUUAUGUGAUUUAAUUAGUUAAAAUUUGAUUGACAUGCCCGACAACCCAGGCAAAAAGUGCAGAGAAUUUGAAUUUCAAGCACUAUAUUUAACCCUGUAACUUUCCAAGACACCAAAAAAACUGUACAUGGAGGUACUGUUUUACUCGGGAUACUUCGCUGAACACAAAUAUUAGUGUUUUAAAAUGGUAACUUGUAUUACAACAAUGAUAUUUUUAGUAAAAGUGAGUUUUUUUGCAUUUUUCACACAUGAACGACACUUUUACUGAUGAUAUUAUUGUUGUAAUACAGGUUACCAUUUUGAAACAAAAAAUUGACUUUUUUUGCAGUAAAAGCUAACAGUAUUAUGACAUUUACAGCUAAAAUGUGAGGCGGAACUACAAAUCUGUUUAAAAAUUAAAUAUUUCUCACAGUUUUUUUUAUUUUAUUCAUGUUAAAUUAUGUUUCAUAGAUAAAUAUUUGAUAUAAUAUGAAAGCCCUGUUUCUCCUGAACAAAAUGAUAUAUAAUAAGUGUGGGUGCAUAUAAUAUGAAAGAGGUGAAUUACGGUUUAACAGAGAGGGAGAGAUGAGGAAGCGAUUAGGGAAAGGUAUGUUUGGCAUUACAAUAUUGUCCGUGAAGUGACAGUUACCCUUCUUUCCUUUUAGCUUCCAGUCUGCUUUCUAUGUUUCCCGCGCUAUGCUUGUCUGUAUGAUAUAGACAUCCAUUUUUACUGUUAGUGCUGCUUAUGGUACUUUGAUUCUACACAUUCAUGCCAAUUGUAUUGUUUGUUUUCCACCCUUCUAGGAUGAUUACCAGAAAGCGAUUGCUGUAAAAGGCAAGCUUGUUGUAAUUGACUUCACUGCUACUUGGUGUGGACCAUGCAGAUUAAUUGCACCUCGUUAUGAAGUAAGUCUCACUACUCGCCUAGCAGGCAUGCUUGAGUGGAAACUGUAGCUGCCUCAGAUAACACGAAGCAUUCCAUAGUUGCUAUGGGGUGGAGGGGGGGCAACUCCUACAGCUUCCAAUCCACCAUUACAGCUGUCAGUCAAUGAUCCAUGUAUAGUAGCUAAUUUAAUAUAAUUAUAUUUAUUUCUUAAUUUACUUCUUCCAGAAAUUCAGCGAAGAGUUCGUUAAUGCUGACUUUUAUAAAGUAGAUGUGGAUGACGUGACGGUGAGUAAGCUAUAUUGUCUUGUUCUCUGCAUGGCCUUCAUAAACAUACUAAUAUAGAAAAUUGCAUGGUUGUUGGGAGUAUGUAUUAAAUGUACCAUAUUUCUAAUAUUUUAUUAUUGAGUUAUAAAGCACAUCUUACAUGUAGGUUUUGAGGUAUAGAACAUGGACUACUGAGUUUGAUUGUGUCAACAUUCAAACUGCCAUAUCAUAUAUAACUAUUUUAAUCAGUUUAUGAUUUUUUUUAAUGUGUUCUGUAUAUUGUUUUUCUGUUUUAUUUUAGGAUGUCGCUCAACUCUGCGGAAUCCGUGCUAUGCCUACAUUCAUAUUUUACAAAGAUGGGAGUAAGGUACUAUAAUAUUUAACAAAACUUGUUAUUGUUGGGGAUUGUUCCCACCCCUUCCCCAAUUGUAAAUAGUGAAACCUUUUUGAGUGCUUUGAUGAAUUACUUGGUGUCUGCCAGAUACUGCUCCCCGCCUCUACUACUAAUGCAGAGAGCUGUAAGUUCCUAAGCAUACAGUGAGGCGAAAAAGUAUUUGAUCCCCUGCUAAUUUUGAAUGUUUGCCCACUGACAAAGAAAUGAUCAGUCUAUAAUUUUAAUGGUAGGUGUAUUUUAACAGUGAGAGACAGAAUAACAAAAAAGUUCUACAUUUAUUUGCAUGUCAAUGAGUGAAAUAAGUAUGUGACCCCUUCGACUUAGUACUUGGUGGCAAAACCCUUGUUGGCAAUCACAGAGGUCAGACAUUUCUUGUAGUUGGCCACCAGGUUUGCACACAUCCCCUAUUUGCAGAUCCUCUCCAAGUCAUUAAGAUUUUGAGGCUGACGUUUGUCAACUUGAACCUUCAGCUCCCUCCACAGAUUUUCUAUGGGAUUAAGGUCUGGAGACUGGCUACUCCAGGACCUUAAUGUGCUUCUUCUUGAGCCACUCCUUUGUUGCCUUGGCUGUGUGUUUUGGGUCAUUGUCGUGCUGGAAUACCCAUCCACGACCCAUUUUCAAUGCCCUGGCUGAGUGAAGGACGUUCUCACCUGAGAUUUGAUGGUACAUUGUCCCUUUGAUGCGGAGCAGUUAUCCUGUCCCAUUAGUAGAAAAACACCCCCAAAGCAUAAUGACUCCACCUCCAUGUUUGACGGUGGGAUGGUGUUCUUUGGGUCAUAGGCAGCAUUCCUCCUCCUCCAAACAUGGCAAGUUGAGUUGAUGUCAAAGAGUCUCAUGUGACCACAACACUUUGACCCAUUUCUCCUCUUAAUCAUUCAGAUGUUCAUUAGCAAACUUCAGACAGGCUUGUACACUUGCUUUCUUGAGCAGGGGGACUUUGCUGGUGCUGCAGGAUUUCAGUCCUUUACAGCAUAGUGUGUUACCAAUUGUUUUCUUGGUGACUAUGGUCCCAGCUGUCUUGAGAUCAUUAACAAGAUCCUCCCAUGUAAUUCCUCACUGUCCUCAUGAUCAUUUAAAACGUGAGACCUUGCAUGGAGCAACAGACUGAGGUAGACUGACAGUUAUUUUGUGUUCCUUCCAUUUGCGAAUAACUGUUGUCACCUUUUCAAUAAGCUGCUUAGUGAUGGUCUUGUAGCCCAUUCCAGCCUUGUGUUGGUCUACAGUCUUGUCCCUGACAUACUUGGACAGCUCUUUGGUCUUGGCCAUGGUGGAGAGUUUGGAAUCCAAUUAAUUAAUUGAUACAGGUAACACGCUGAGAUUAGGAGCACUUCCUUUAAGCACUCCCUUGUCCCUCUAAUCUCAGCUUGUUACCUGCAUAAAAGACACAUGGGAACCAGAAAUCUUGCUGAUUGAUAGGGGAUCAAAUUAUUUUUUAUUUUGUAUGCUAAAUCACAACCUAUAUUAUUGCACCAUGAACAAAGCUGUGUAUAAACUGAUAAAAGAUGUAAGAGCAGCUCCAUUAUUUCUGAAUAAUGAUUUGAACUGUUCUUUGGGUUUAAAUCACUUAUCCUUUUGACUCCUGCUGGACAUAAAAUCAUGGGUUAAGAAAUACCCCUAUAGACCAGAAUUAGACACUCCUUAUUGGAGUGUCUCAACCAGCUGUGGGAGGGAUCUGAGUGCAGGUUUAUCAGAGCAUCGUGUAUGAUAUACAUCAUUAGCAUCCUGCUCAGGGCCAACCUUUGAGAUGUGCAAGCUGUGCGGUCGCACACAGAACCAUGACAAUAGGGGCUCCUGGUAACAAACACAGCUCAUAAGCAGAGACUGGCAUAUUAAAUGAAAACUAUUAACUGGUGGAACAAUUGUGCACAUCAGCAGUGAUAAAUAUCCCAGACUCCAAAUAGUAUACUGUUAUAAUUCCUGAUUUUUAAUUAACAGCAAGUGUAACUGGCAAUAUGGAAGGUUUUAUAAACCUUUCUUAUAUAUAGUGGAUAUUACAACCCAGAAGGCAGUACUGCAAUAAUUAAAAUCCUGUCUAUCUGUUGCAUUUGGGGUGAUAAACCCUUCUGUGGCAUGAGUGUUUUAAUUAAGCCAUAAUGCAAUUUCUUUACAUUCUUGGAAUUAGACUUCGAAGUCAACUAACAAUAUACUAGCAAGUGUUGCUUUCAAUUGUAACCGCAGCCGGUUCCUCUAUUUACCACUAUAUCGUUUUAAAGCAUAACAUUUAGCAAGGCUAACCGUACAGGUAUCUUAGCCAUAAUAUUAUAUAGUUAGUAAGAGUUCCUCUUUUUAAAAUAUAUUAAUAAUUGAGAACACAAUAUAAAAUAGGUAUUGUCUAGGAAGAAAUAAAGUUUUGUCUUUUUAAAUAUUUUAUUAAACAAAAAUAUAGACAUAUAAAAUCCAUUACAAUAAUUUAUAGCAGAGUUUAUAAGAUUAAAGUAUAUGCUUGCAAUAUCAAUAAAAUAGAAUAACAUACCUUCCUGAACAUGUCAACUGCUCAGUGAUGGUAAAAUGGAGCAGCUUCUCUGUCUCCAAAAUCUCUUUUCUGUGUCCUAAGUACACAUAUUUAUACCUUAGAUUUUCAAUUGGGUCAUGUUAGGACCUAUCUUAACUUGGCAAAGAUUUGAGGCCAUAACUUGGUAAUUUCACAUGGUAACAUCUUAUCUAUGUUUAGACUAAAACAUAAGGGUGCACAUGACAUGGGAAAUUCCCUGACAUGGAGAAUUACACUAACCUAGGACAAAAUGGCGUCCUAAAGUCUGAACACCAUAUUCACUGAAAAUGAGUAAGAGGUCAUUUAUUCAAGAAACAAUGUAUACAAAACAAUAUGUUCCAUUUCAAAUAACAAGUUUGAGAAAAAAUUUUUAGUUUUUAAAAUUCUUUAUUUUACUUGUGCAUGUGGUUACAAAAACACGCUUGCAACGCCACGAUAGCGACUGCGAGCAAUUCCAUGACAAUCAUUGGCAUAGUUAAGAGGUUGCACAUUUUAUAUUAGAAAUGUAUAACAAGCAAGUAAUGCGUAAAGUGAUUAAAGAAAAUAAGAAAAUAAGUACACAUGGUAAAGUAGGGAAGUAUGGCUUUGGUGUAGUGCCUGAUGUGUACUAAAAUUGUGCUUGGAGCCUUAGCUUUACAACAACCGAUUGAUACCUGAUGUGUGCGAGUUUAGUUUGCGCUUUUAAGGUUUGAGAAAUAUUUUAAAGACAAAGUACACAGUUUAAGAACUACAACUUUUUAUUCUAAAACUUGUAAUAUUUGCAUAUGCCCAUAACAGAAUGAAUGUACACACACACACACACACACAUAUAUAUAUAUAAAUAUAUAUAUAUAUAUAUAUAUAUAUAUAUAUAUGUAUGCUUGUAUGUAUAUAUAGAAAAAUAGAAAAAUAGAAAACCAAUUAUAUUUUUUUUAAAGUAAUUUCAUACUAUAGUUAAGUCUGUAACUUAAAAAAACCCCAUAAAACCUGGAUAUGGGGGGGGGGUACUGUUUUACUUGGCACACUUUGCUGAACACAAAUAUGAGUGUUGUAAAAUAGUAAAACAUUAUUACGAUGAUGAUAUCAUUAGUGACAGUGCAGUUUGGUGUAAAAAAAAAGGAAAAAACAAAUAUAAAUGAUAACUUAAAAUAACCAAGUCACAGGUAAAAGAGAUUAGAAAGUGCAAAAUUGUGCAGACUAGCCACUGGAACAGGGGACACUCUCUAUAUCAAAAAUACAAGUGCAAGAGUUGUAUAUAACUUAAGUUAAAAUGCAAUACAGGGCGCCACAAUCACAACGUGUGAAAUGGAAAUAGUUACCAUAAUCGUUGAAAAAGCACAAGAUUCACAUAAAAAAAAGAAAUGAAGAUCAUAGUACAAACUUUAAUAUACAAGGAUUGCUAAAAACAUAUAAAUGGAACACUCAUAAAAAUAGUGAUAAAUUGAAAGAAAUUAAUAUGUACAAAAGCACUUAUUGCCUCAAUCGGACUAGGUCCCCAGGAAUGCCAGUAAUCAGCGGAUACCUCUAGACACGGGAUAGUCUAUCCUCCACAGGGCCGUGUAUAAUAUGAUUAGGACCCUGGGCAAUGCAUUUUCUUGGGCCCCAUGGGCCCUGUCCCUGCCACUGCCUCACCCCCCAAUUACGUCCAACCCGCAAUCACACUGACAGACGUACUAGCACAUACACACACAGACAGACAUUAAAACAUUCACAGAUACAUACUGACACACAAAGUCACUACACACAAAUAUAUACUGGCAGUCAUACUGACACACACACACAGACAUACAUACAUACACAGACACAUACAUUAACAGAUAUACUGACACACACACAAACACAUACACUGACAGAUAUACUAAAACACACAGACACAUACACUGACAGACACAUUGACACACACACACACACACAGGCAUACUGACAUAUACACAGACAGACGUAAUGACUGAUACAGACAGACAUUAAACAUUCACAGAUAUAUACUGACACACACAUACACUGACAUACAAAUAUAUCCUGGCAGACAUAGUAACACACACACACACACAGACAUACAUACACACACAGACACAUACACUGACAGACAUACUGACUGACACACACAUACACACACAGACAUACUUACAUACACACACAGACAUACUUACAUACACACACAACACAGACAUGCUGACACACAAAGACAUGCUGACACACACACACAGACAUACUGACAUACACACAGACAGACGUACUGGCACAUACACACAGACAGACAUUAAAACAUUCACAGAUACAUACUGACACACACAUACACUGACACACAAAUAUAUCCUGGCAGACAUACUGACACACACGUACACACACACACAGAGACAUACCCACAUACACACACACAGACAUACUGGCAUACACACAGACAUACUGACACACACACACACACUGGCAUACACACACAGACAUACUGGCAUACACACAGACAUACUGACACACACACACACACACACUGACAUACACACACAGACAUACUGGCAUACACACAGACAUACUGACACACACACACACAGAGACAUACUGGCAUACACACAGACAUACUGGCAUACACACAGACAUACUGACACACACACACACAGACAUACUGGCAUACACACAGACAUACUGACCUACUGACAUACAUUUAGCCACCCUCCAGGUUCUUACCUUUUCCUGGAGGGUGGUUUCCCUGGUCCAGUGGCAGGCUGAGGCAGAUGGGAGUUCUCCUCUGGAACUCCCCUCCUCCCUGCCUUCCUCCUCCCGCGCGGCUAUCUCCGGUGGGAGGAAGUGACGUCACUUCCUCCCAGCCGGCUGCAGAACCGGAAGAGGGGCCCGGUCGCGCUGUUUAAGCGCCACAGCGCCCGACCGGGCCCCUGCUGACACAUGCUCCCCGGUUGGCCCUUAGUGCAUGGGCCACCCGGGGAGACUCCUCAGUGUGCGGGAGCCGCACCGCAGGGGCUGCGCAAAUCGCGGGGCCCACAGAGCAGCUGCUCUGGGCCCCCAGGAGCAACUGGGCCCGGGGCAGCUGCCCCGUUUGCCCCGCGUUAAAGAUGGCCCUGAUCAUCCACAAUGAGUAGAUCACCAAAUCUGACCGUUGUCUGAAAUGAGGAAUUCUUUAUCCUGCUGUACUGGUGACAUUUCAGGGGCUUGCACAACACGUUUCAUCAAGGUAACUUCCUCGGGAGCUUCUUGUUCCCCUUCAGUAUUCACCUUUUAAAUACACCGGGCUGAGUCUCUUCCAUGUUUCAACGCACACGGGGAAAUGCAUAAACGGAACACACUGGAACGCAAAACAAACUUUAUUGUAAGCACUAUUGGGCAACAACCACAAGCUUAUAUAGACAAACUCUGGUAUCAAACCCUGUGCUGUAAGGAAAGAAAAAUUAAAGUCCACAAAUUGAUUCUAUGUGGAAACAGAACUAAUAAAAACGUAUAAAAAAUACUAAAUAAAAAAAGAGAGUCCAAAAAAGGAUGUCUGUGUAUGACGGAAUCAAUUUGUAGGCAAUAGUGAAAGACAUAAAAUAUAUAGAGAUACAAAAUCAGAGUAGAUACAUAUCUUGAUCAAACACAAAAUAUGUAUAAAUAAAUGGUACAAAGGCUAUAAAAAAUAUAAUACAAUAUAAUUCUAAAAUUGUAAAUAAAAACACAGGAAGGAAAAAGUGCAAAAACAGAAAUGUAAGACAAAUUUAAAACCUUUACAAUUCAUGCAAUGUCUCGAUAUGCCGUGUUUAAGAUUUUUUCGGUUGAUUCCAUUAAAAUGCUCUAAUAACCUUAAGUGCAAUUUACAAAUAGUACGACCCACAUAUUGUAUACCACAUUUACAUUGUAGCAGGUAUAUAACAUUUUAUUCCGGUCUUUAGUAACAUAAUUUUAUCCGAAUUUGAUAAAUUAUUUACUAAGAAUGGGAAGGAAAACUUAUCGAGAAAAGAAAAAAUUGCACCUAUACAACUAAAGGAAAACAAUGAUCUAGUGAUAAGACAGGCCAAUAAGGGUGGUGGAACAGUAAUCCUUAAUCAUGGUGAAUAUAUAAAGGAAUCAUUGGGAAUUUUGGGAAAUACAACCACAUAUAAAAUUUUAAAAAGUAACCCAAUGGAAGAUUUUAAGAAGCAGUUAUUAUCACUUUUAAAUGAGGGUCUCAAAAAUAAAGUUAUUAAUAAGGACAAAUUUGAAUAUAUUUUUAUUAAAUCGACAAAAAUGGCACAUUUUUACCAAUUACCUAAGAUCCAUAAGAGGCUAGAUAAUCCACCAGAGAGACCAAUCAAAAGUGGUAUAGGAUCCCUGACCAGUAAUGUUUCUGAAUAUUAAGAUUUUUUUUCUACACCAGUUUGUGAUAAAAAGCCCCAUUAUGGGCGACUGUAGAUGUCACUUUGAUAUAUAUAGUUAUUGAUCAUGCGAAGGGUAUACAAGCAGUAAAGGAAGUCUUAGAUGGUGAUCCCAAUAUGAAUAUUUUACAGGCCAAGAUUAUAUUGGACGCAAUUGAAUUUAUUUUAUUUCAUUUUUUGUUUUUGUUUAAUGGUAAUCAUUAUCUGCAGAUCUGUGGGACAGCAAUGGGCAUCAGGUUUGUGCCAAGCUACGCAAAUAUCUUUGUGGCUAAUUGGGAGUUAAAGAACAUCUGGUGUGAAACUGGUGCUCUGGAAGUGUUACAUAGAUGACGUUUUGAUUAUCUGGGAUUGCCCUAAGACCUCUUUGGAAGAUUUUUUUUAAUUAUAUCAAUUCAAAUUCUUAUACUCUUACAUUUACUGCAGAUAUUCAAACUACAGAAAUCAUUUUUUUAGAUUUGACCUUUAUUAAGAAUGGCCAUGUACAGAAUUAAAUGUUUUUUAAGUCCACCGAUGGUAACAGCUUCAUUGAAUUUUCCAGCUGUCACCACCCUAAUUGGCUUAGAAAUAAUAUGAAAGGACAACAACUAAGGCUUUUUAGAAAUUGCAAUGAAGUAAGUGAGUGAUUUUAACAGUUAAGUACAAGUUCUUAAUAACAAAUUUAAAAAUAGAAAUUAUCCUACAGACCUUGUGGAAGAAUCCCCAAAACAAGUUAUAAAUUUAAAUAGGAAACAUCUUUUCAAAAGAUAAAAAGUGAAAUCAGGAAAUAAAGAUUUGAACACAGUUUUUAUUACAAAAUAUAAUAGUAAGGCCCACUUAAUUGAGAGAACAAUUAGGAAGCAUUGGCCCAUUUUAAUUCAAGAUAAAUUUUUAAGAAAUAUUAUGCCUAAAAAAACCCUGUGUUAUUUAUAAGAAGACUGAAAGUUUAAAAUCCAUCUUGGCCCCGAGUGUUUUACCGGAGUUUAAGAUGAAGAAUGGCCCAACAACCCAUAUUGAUAAUAAUUUUUAAGAGAGUAACCAAAAGUGUUUUUUAAAUGUGGCAAAUGCAGUACAUGCAGAUUUCAAGAUCAUAAAACAGUAGAUUUUAAGAAGUCUUUAAAAUCAAGCACUUUAUUAACUGCCAAUCUAAAAAUGUUACAUACAAGCUACAAUGUAAAUGUGGUAUAUAAUAUGUGGGUCGUACUAUUCGUAAAUUGCACGUAAGGUUAUUAGAGCAUUUUAAUGGAAUCAAUCAAAAAAAUCUUCAACAUAGUGUACCGAGACAUUGCAUGAAUUGUAAAGAUUUCAAAUUUGAACAUUUUAUAUGUAUCGGUAUCUAUCUGAGGGGGUGACACAGAGAAAUCUUUAGCAAUGAAAGAGACCAAAUGGAUUUUGAAACUUAGAACUUCAGUGCCUAAUUGCCUGAACAUGGAUUUAGACAUUCUGGUAUUUAUGGAUUACGAUAUUGCUCUUUUUAUGUAUUUUACAAUGGUAAAAUAAAUUUUUAUUAAAUAUUGUUAUUACAUUUUGUUGUUAUUAACUUUCCACUUUUUUCUCCAUAGAUAAUCCAUUUUGUACCACCAUUUAUCUUGAUUGUGUAUUUUCUCAUUUUCUGUUUUUGCACUUUUUCCUUCCUGUGUUUUUAUUUACGAUUUUAGAAUUAUAUUGUAUUAUAUUUUUUAUAUCCCUUGUACCAUUUAUACACAUUUUGUGUUUGAUCAAGAUGCUGUAUCUACUCUCAUCGGUCUGUAUUCUGAUUUGGUAUCUCUAUAUAUUUUAUGUCUUCCACUAUUGCAUACAAAUUGAUUCCAGCAUACACAGACAAUCUUUUUUGGACAGUCUUUUUUUAAUUAGUAUUUUUUAUUAGUUUUUAUUAGUUUUGUUUCCACAUAGAAUCAAUUUGUGGACUUUGAUUUUUCUUUCCUUACAGCACAGGGUUUGAUACCUGAGUUUGUCUAUAACUGUCUAGGACUAGGUUGUCUACUUUUUCAAAUGGUAUGCUAUGAUGUGGGUAAUUCUCAUUCCUGGGCUACCAUAUGGUCUCAAAGGCAACAUAAUCAAGCUGUCAAGUUUCAAUGUGCAAAAACAGAAAUGGCAAGUCUUCUAUUUGACCCUGUAAUUUUCCAAAACACCAUAAAACCUGGACAUGUGGAGUUCUGUUGUACUUGUGAGUCAUCACUGAACACAAAUAUGAGUGUUUUAGAACACAAUCAUAUACUGCUGAUUAUAUAAUUGGUGAAAGGGCAGUUUAUUUGUAAAAAUAAAAAAGGAAAAAAAAUAAAUAUGGCUGCUUACUUUCACCAUUGUUUUGUGACUAAGGGGCUUUUAAGAAAGACUGGAAAAAUUAUAUUUCAUAUACCUGGGGUUGUCUACUUUUCCAAAUGGUAAGCCAUGAUGGGGGCAAUCUUCAUGUGUGGGCUGCCAUACAGUCUCAAAGGCAACAUAACCAAUCUGGCAAAAUUGAAUACGUAAAAUCUUAAAAUGGGGAAAGCCCUAUAUUUGACCCUGUAUCUUUCCAAAACCCCAUACAACCUGUACAUAGGGGGUCAUGUCGAUGAGACAUCGCUGAACACACAUAUGUGUGUUUUAUUGCAGUAGAAACUAACCAUAUUAUGACGUUUACAGUUAAUAUGCCACACAGAACUACGAAAAUAACAUUUCUUAAUUUCUCAUCAUUUUUACCUUUUUAUUCUUAUAAAAUUAUGUUUCAUAUAUAGAUAUGUGAUGUGAAAUAAAAGCUCUGUAUUCUGAACAAAAUGAUAUAUAAGUGUGGGUGCACUUAGAGAGGGCAAUUAUGGAUGAACAGACAUAUAGUCAAAUUCUAGGGUUUGUUUUAAUCAGAAUGUGUACAAUUGCCUCAGUCCUUAAGAGGUUACAAUGUUGGCAGAUUUUAAUCUUCUGCUUCUAAUCUUUUGACAGAUUGAUGAACUAUGUGGUGCUAACGAAGGGGAACUGAAGAAAAAGAUCUCUGCACAUGUAUAAAGAAACUAAUCCUGAUCAUAGAAUCUAUUUCUGCAGGACAUCUAUAGUUAGCUGCCAGUGGACUAUGUUUUUAAUAUGAACACUCAGGAUACUGACAUUUAACUUAAAUAUCAAUAGUCUCAUGUUUACUUUUGGAACAUAUCUACAAAUGAUUAGAAGUGAAAUGCGUCCACAACACGUCUACUUUAUGAACAUAUAUCAAGUCCUAUUUUAAGAAUUUGUACCUCUUGAACAUUAGCUUUUGACUUCUAUUGCUGGAAAUGCAUGUUUUUUUGUUUUUAUUCAUUUACAUUUGUCAAAAUUAAAAUUAAAAUUAUACGAGUUGGUCAUUAA